Molecule: messenger RNA, 534 nt
Organism: Suricata suricatta (meerkat)
Lineage: Eukaryota; Metazoa; Chordata; Mammalia; Carnivora; Herpestidae
Gene: IL19
Product: interleukin 19
Exons: 5
Coding region: 1-534 (177 amino acids)
Source: RefSeq, a predicted model, not a curated record
AUGAAGGCACAGCGUGUUUCCCUCCAGCUCGUGGCUGCCAUGCUCUUCCUGUGCUCGGUGCGUGGCCGCGGUCUUCGGAGAUGCCUGCUUUCCAUGGACAUACACCAUAUAGAAGAGAGUUUCCAAGAAAUCAAGAAAACCAUCCAAGCUAAGGACACCUUCCAAAAUGUCACCAUCUUGUCCACGUUGGAGACCCUGAAGAGCAUUAAGCCCUUAGAUGUAUGCUGUGUGACCAAGAACCUCCUGGCUUUUUACGUGGACAAGGUAUUCAAGGACCAUCAGGAGCUGAACCCCAAAAUCUUGAGAAAAAUCAGCAGCAUUGCCAACUCUUUUCUCUACAUGCAGAAGGCUCUGCAACAAUGUCAGGAGCAGAAGCAGUGUCACUGCAGGGAGGAAGCCACCAAUGCCACCAGAAUCAUCCACGACAACUACAGUCAGCUGGAGGUCCAGUCAGCAGCCAUUAAGUCUCUGGGAGAACUUGACGUCUUUCUGGCCUGGAUUGACAAGAAUCAUCAAGGAACUUCUGCUGCCUGA